AUAGGGCUUACCAUUUUCCAUCUGUUCCGCCUCUCAUUUCAUUUUCCCCCUCCGCCGCCGCCGCCGUACACAAUCAAUCAGCCAUGGCGCAAGAGCAGCUCGUCCUCCGCGGCACAAUGCGCGCCCACACCGACUGGGUGACCGCCAUCGCCACCCCAAUCGACAACUCCGACAUGAUCGUCACCGCCUCCCGCGACAAAUCAAUCAUCCUCUGGUCCCUCACCAAGGAGGACAGGACCUACGGCGUCGCCCGCCGCCGCCUAACCGGCCACUCUCACUUCGUCGAAGACGUCGUCCUCUCCUCCGACGGCCAGUUCGCCCUCUCCGGCUCAUGGGACGGCGAGCUCCGCCUCUGGGACCUCCAGACCGGAAACACCGCCCGCCGGUUCGUCGGACACACGAAGGACGUGCUCUCCGUCGCGUUCUCGAUCGACAAUCGCCAGAUCGUCUCCGCCUCCCGCGACAAGACGAUCAAGCUGUGGAACACGCUCGGAGAGUGCAAGUACACCAUCCAGGAUCAGGACGCGCAUUCCGAUUGGGUUUCGUGCGUGAGGUUCUCGCCGAAUACCCUGCAGCCGACCAUCGUCUCGGCGUCGUGGGAUAAGACGGUUAAGAUUUGGAAUCUGACGAAUUGCAAGCUGAGGUCGACGUUGGCCGGACACUCUGGGUACGUGAACACGUCGGCGGUUUCUCCGGACGGUUCGCUGUGCGCGAGCGGAGGGAAGGACGGUGUGAUAUUGCUGUGGGAUUUGGCAGAGGGGAAGAGGCUGUACUCGUUGGAUGCAGGGUCGAUAAUAAAUGCGCUGUGUUUCAGCCCUAAUAGAUACUGGCUUUGCGCGGCAACUGAGGCCAGCAUUAAGAUUUGGGAUUUGGAGAGCAAGAGUGUUGUUGUUGAUCUCAAGGUUGAUUUGAAGCAUGAGAGCGAGAUUGCUCCUGAAGGUGCUACCCAAUCCGCUGCUGCUAAAAAUAAGGUGAUAUACUGCACCAGUCUAAGCUGGAGUGCCGAUGGAAGCACUCUUUUCAGUGGUUAUACAGAUGGUGUUGUUCGAGUAUGGGGUAUUGGUCGCUACUAAGCUUUUUUUAAGCCACAUUUUUUUGCCAGUAAUUUUAAUCUCGUAUCAGAUUCAAGUCUGGAAAUAGGAAAGGUAUUCGGAUUCCUGUAUUGUAAUGGUUUUGCCCUUGCUAUUUUUGAAUUUUGAGUUUUUUAUUUUAUUUUUAUCUGGUACAUUUUAUGUUUCCGACACUUAACCAAAGGUUUUUUGCUUCAUUGAGUUGGAAUUCUGCAUCUUUUUCUUUUGACUUG
Messenger RNA from Erythranthe guttata (spotted monkey flower), 1303 nucleotides. Its product is annotated as small ribosomal subunit protein RACK1. NCBI's taxonomy places the organism in Eukaryota, Viridiplantae, Streptophyta, Magnoliopsida, Lamiales, Phrymaceae. The record is from RefSeq and is a predicted model, not a curated record. Gene Ontology annotation, molecular function: translation regulator activity; ribosome binding; protein binding.